UAAUUCUCUUACGAAUUGGACUAAAGCCGGGGAACGGAGUCUGAUGUCACAUGUGCUUCAUCGGAGGAAACGGGGCAUCUGCAAGCUGGAUUUUGUGGAGGAUGCUGCGGCAAGUGAUCCACAGAGGGCUCAAGGCUUCGUUCUACUGGCUGGGCUUAUUCGUUAGCAGGCACCCCGUGUUCUUCCUCACCGUCCCCGCGGUCCUCACCAUCAUUUUCGGAUCUACCGUGCUCAGCCGAUUCAAGCCGGAGACGGACCUGGAGGUGCUGGUCGCCCCGACGCACAGCCUCGCCAAGAUCGAGCGCAGUCUCGCCAACAGCCUGUUCCCGAUCGACCAGUCGAAGCACAAGCUAUACUCGGAUUUGCACACCCCGGGCAGAUAUGGCAGGCUGAUCCUGCUCGCCAAGUCCGGGGCAAACAUCCUGGAGCUGGCCGACCAGGUCCUGCAGGUCCACAAGCAGGUCCUGGAUUUACGCGUCAAUUACAAGGGGUUCAAUUACACGUUCGCGCACCUCUGCGUCCUGAGCCACAGGGACAAGCGCUGCCUGCUGGAUGAUAUCAUCACCAUCUUCGAAGACAUCAGGCAGGCUGUGCUGUCCAACAGCACUUUCCACAAGGUGCCCGUGAGCUACCCGAACACCACACUAAAGGAUGGCCGUGUGUCUUUCAUCGGCCACCAGCUGGGCGGCGUGUCCUAUUCACCCAACAGCCGGGACCAGCAGGUCAAGUUUGCCCGUGCAGUUCAAAUCACCUACUACCUCCGCAACCACGGACCCGUGGUGCAGGAUGCCAUUGCAGAGCGCUGGGAGAAUGAGUUUGGUGCCCUGGUCAGCCGGCUGUCCACGGCCGAGGCACCCCACGCUUCUGACAAACUCCACAUCCAGUCGCUCACCUCCUUCAGCUUGUGGCGGGACUUCCACCAGACUGGCGUGCUGGCAAAGGGGGAGGUGCUGGUCAGCCUGGUGCUGGUGCUCCUGGCCGCCACCAUCUCCAGCUCCAUGAGGGACUGCCUGAGGGGGAAGCCGUUCCUGGGCCUCCUGGGUGUGCUGACCAUCUGCAUCGCCAAUGUGACGGCCGCAGGGAUCUUCUUUAUAUCAGACGGGAAGUUCAACUCCACGCUGCUGGGGAUCCCGUUCUUUGCCAUGGGCCAUGGAACCAAAGGAGUGUUCGAGCUGCUAGCAGGCUGGAGGAGAACGAGGGAAAACCUCCCCUUCAAGGAGCGUGUGGCGGAUGCUUUUGCUGAUGUGAUGGUGUGCUACACCAUGACCAGCUCACUCUACAUCAUCACCUUUGGCAUGGGAGCUAGCCCUUUUACCAACAUCGAGUCUGUGAAAAUUUUCUGUCAGAGCAUGUGCGUAGCCAUACUGGUCAACUACUUCUACGUCUUCUCGUUCUAUGGCUCCUGCCUGGUGUUUGCUGGCCAGCUGGAGCAGAACCGCUACCACAGUGUUUUCUGUUGUAAAAUCCCCUCAGUGGAGUAUCUGGACCGCCAGCCCACAUGGUUCAAAACUAUGAUGAGUGACGGCCAUGACCUGUCCACGCACCACGACAGCGUACCCUACCAGAAUCACUUCAUCCAGCACUUCCUGCGAGAGCACUACACAGAGUGGAUAACCAAUACUUAUGUGAAACCCUUUGUGGUCAUUCUCUAUCUCAUCUACGCAUCUUUCUCAUUCAUGGGAUGUUUACAAAUUAGUGAUGGAUCAAAUAUUGUCAACCUGCUGGCAAGUAACUCUCCGAGUGUCUCGUAUGCUCUAACUCAGCAGAAAUACUUUAGCAACUACAGCCCUGUGAUCGGGUUUUAUAUUUACGAGCCCAUCGAGUACUGGAACUCCACGGUGCAGGAGCACCUGAAGACUCUUAGUCACGGCUUUAACAAGAUCUCCUGGAUGGACAACUUUUUCCACUACCUGCGGGUGGUGAAUGUGAGUGCGUCAACUAAGAGCGACUUCAUCACCAUCCUUAAAGGCUCCUUCCUGCGCAGCCCGGAAUACCAGCACUUCACUGAGGACAUCAUAUUCUCAAAGAACCGUGAGACUGACGAGUACGAUAUAAUCGCCUCACGGAUGUACCUGGUGGCGCGGACAACUGAGAAGAAGCGUGAGGAGGUGGUGGAGCUUCUGGAAAAGCUCCGUCCAUUGAUGCUUAUCAACAGCAUCAAGUUCAUUGCCUUCAAUCCCACGUUUGUGUUCAUGGACCGUUACAGCUCUUCUGUCAUCUCCCCCAUCCUGACCUCAGGCUUCAGUGUGCUCACCAUCCUCAUCCUCACUUUCUUCCUGGUCAUCAACCCCUUAGGGAACUUCUGGCUCAUCCUCACAGUUACGUCUGUGGAACUGGGCGUCUUGGGUUUGAUGACCCUUUGGAACGUCGGCAUGGACAGCAUCUCAAUCCUGUGCCUUAUUUAUACCCUCAACUUCGCCAUGGAUCACUGUGCACCACACCUGUACACUUUUGUGCUGGCCACCGAGCACACUAGGACGCAGUGUAUCAAGUUGGCACUGGAGGAGCACGGGGCUGCCAUCCUGCAGAACACAUCCUGCUUCGUGAUCGGGAUCAUGCCCCUGGUGUUUGUGCCUUCCAAUCUGACCUACACACUGUUCAAGUGCUCCCUCCUCACUGCAGGCUGCACUGUGCUGCACUGCUUCGUCAUCCUGCCGGUCUUCCUGACCUUCUUCCCACCAUCGAAAAAGAGACACAAGAAAAAGAAACGGGCCAAGCGGAAAGAGCGGGAGAGGGAGAGAGAGCGGGAAAGGGAGAGGGAAAGAGAAAGGGAGGAGAUAGAGUGCAUUGAAGUCAGGGAGAAUCCUGAUCAUGUGACAAACGUCUGAGUAGUUUGUUAUUUUAGCAGUGCAUAUCAGUGGGUCAGUUAUUGGUUAAGGAGAGGUGUUCUCCAACUGUGAGGUGCCUCUACAGGUGCAGGGGAGCUUGAUAUGUCCCCUGAGGAGUGGACACCCGUCACUCCCAACCAAUAGCAGCUAAGCUGGCCAGGGUAGAGCGCAGCCCCACUGGUCGGUCAUUCAGUCCUUCAGUCUGGACAGUGCAACAUGCUCAUGGUUCUAAAGCUCUUUCCCAACUAUUUGGUAUAAAACACGAGUUAGUUGCCAGAACCUAUGCUUGCUAAGUCUGUAGGUACAUUCUAAACAUACAGUGUGGUAGUCUAUUAUAGCAAUAGCAAUUCUAAGUUCAUCUCCUGCAGCCCUUAUCUCAAAGACAGUGAGUGAGGAGCAAAGCAGUCUGUAAAAGGAAAAGUUGGUGUAAAGUGCUUAGGGUGAAAAUACACAAGUGCACAUAUUGAAAGUGGGCAGACGACGACUGUGAUCGCACCUCACUCCUCACACCUCGGUAACAGCAAAAAGAAACAAAAGAAAAUUCUGUGGAAAGAGAGAAACUGUGGACCUGGAAGCACACUGCAUGCUUUUCUGUAACAUGAAAACAAGCUGAACCAGGCAGAUGGCAUACACUGUGUCCAUUGUGAAGAAUUUAUCUUUCACAUUGCAUCAAGUGAAUAGUACUGUCAAGGUAAUGAGGCAAAUAUGUCUGCUUUAUUCCAGCAGUCAUCUAAGGUAUCAGACAAUGGCAAAAUAUACCGCAGUGGGCUGCAGUAUAUGAGGUGAAAGUGAUGUGUAACUAUUUGGCAGCAGUAUUUGAAAAGGCAGUAAACCUGAGGAGUUAUAUUAGAGUACUUGGGUAAAUCCUAAACUGCUUCUGCAGAUGACUAAAACCAAAAGUGAAGAGUGUCUUCAAGACUGGAUAUACAUCCCAGCAGAUUGAUUACAAUGGAACAUUUUUGUGAGGGUAUGAAUGUGUUUGUGAUCCACUUACAAAAGCUCACUGGCAUGGUACUGGUAAUUGGAAGGUCCAAAUGUGAUUCAUUACUAGCAGUGGUGCCAAAUGGUGUACAGAAACUUUUGUCCGACUGAUUUCUAUAAAAACAAUGAAAGAAACAACGAAAAAGAUGAGCUUUGUCCCGGCUAAUUUAAAUGAUUGCUAUUCAGUGUUGUUUGGGUUUGUGAAGCAGAUUACGAAACAGGCUUUUAAUUAAGCAGUGAGGCACUUUUUGUAAAGAACUCUGUCUUUGAAUAGCGAGACAAAUCAAAAGGAAAGAGCUGAUGUGAAACUAGUAGGAAAAUUCAAUUCAAAAAUCACAAUAACAUGUUAAUAAUACAAAUUACUAAAAGUCCAGCCCUGCAACAUAACCUUUCCUUAACAUUUGCUUUUUUUAAUUUAAUAUUUGAUUUUCAGCCCUCAAUAAGUAAUAAAUUAUAUUUUUACGCAGUCGAUGGAUCAAAGUGUGAAAUGUAAGGUGUUGAUCAUCACCUGGCGCUUCAGUUCCCCUCAAGCUGUGCAGACCUUUUUAGCAUUUUUCAGCUCAUUGUUUUGGUUGUACAACCCACGACAUGACUGUUUUGGUUCACUUCAACCACUUUCAUCCACCUGGUUUGCAGCAGCGGGCAGUAUUAGCCCGUGAAAAAGCUUUAUCAAUUUAUCAACUCUACAAAAUACCCUGCUUAUUAUACAGUCUUGGAAUUCUAAACUGGCUGCUGAUUCUCUGUGGGGUAAACAGUAUAAUCUGUGUCUGUCAAAGUCCGAUAGGAAUCUGUGAUGCAGUCAAAAACCAAACACACUCAAGGUCAGCAGGCCCAGCUGAUAGCGGCCUGAGACUGACCUCUGGCAGGCAGAUCUUAGCUGGUGGCAUGUGAUAGAGAGGCCUCCUGUGAGCAGAUGAGGCUGAUUGCCAACCUGUCAAUAAUGUCUUAGGACACUGACUGUUCUUACAGGGCUGUCAUUGAGGGGACACUGCUGUCUUUUCUCUGGGCUGCUACCAAGAAAGAGAACGUCUCUCAGCUAAUCAGGCAGCUGGAAGGAGGAUAGAAUAUUCAUGCUGUACCACAUGUCAGUGAGGGGUAUCUGUUGUUUAAC
This is a messenger RNA of Paralichthys olivaceus (Japanese flounder), 4920 nucleotides long. It is a transcript of the gene ptchd4, whose product is annotated as patched domain containing 4. The record is from RefSeq and is a predicted model, not a curated record. NCBI's taxonomy places the organism in Eukaryota, Metazoa, Chordata, Actinopteri, Pleuronectiformes, Paralichthyidae. Gene Ontology annotation, cellular component: membrane.